Messenger RNA from Enterobius vermicularis (human pinworm), 957 nucleotides. The record is from the annotation of a GenBank genome assembly. NCBI's taxonomy places the organism in Eukaryota, Metazoa, Nematoda, Chromadorea, Rhabditida, Oxyuridae.
AUGACAUUGAAAAUUGCUGCACCACUUUAUGGUCCUGCGAUUCCUGCAUUAGCACCUCCACCUCUUCCCGUCCCACUUCUUCCUCCUUCUGUUCUCCCAGCAUAUCCAGUCCAUCCUCCACCAGCUCCCUACUUACCAUUAGCUGCAGCAGCCUGCGUUCCAGCCUGCAUACCACCAGCAGUGUGUGUGCAAACAGUUUGCACUUGUCCAACUCCAGUAGUCUACAGUCCAAUUGUUGGCUGCGCACCACCACCACCUCCACCACCACCACCACCACCACCACCACCACCAGCAUACGUUCCAGUAGCUCCGGUAGCCGCAGUAGAACCAGUAGUUCCAGUAGCCCCAGUAGUUCCAGCUGUUCCUCCACCUCCAGUAGUUCAUGCAGCUCCAGUUGUUCCAGUAGUUCCAGCUGUCCCUCCACCUCCAGUUGUUCCAGUAGUUCCAGCUGUUCCUGCACCUCCAGUCGUACCUGUUGUUCCAGCAUGUAUGCCGGCAUGCCCUCCACCAACAGUGUAUGCUCUUCCUGGAGCUCCUUGUGAGCCUGGAGUAGAGUGUACUGGCGGUAGUGUUUGCUCAGCUGGAAUCUGCGUAUGUCCUCCCGAGCUUGUUCAAGAAGGAGAAGUAUGUGUUGCCAGAACUAUCUACGGUGUUGUCGCACCACCACCACCACCACCACCAGUGGUUGUUCCUGUUGCUGCUCCAGUAGCUGUUGCAGCACCUCCACCAGUAGUACCUGUUGCUGUAGGUGCUCCAUGCGUCCCAGCAGCUGCUCCGUGUGUUCCAGGUGCUAUAUGCCACAGCGGUGUUUGUACUUGUGGACCAGCUUUCACACCCUCUGCUGGCAUAUGCCUACGUCGAAGUAACAAUUUACUCCUAGUUUGCGAAAAGAGCCAUCGAUCAGCUCGAGAAUUAGUUCUACCGUAUAAGGGUCCACAACCAAAGCAUGGCGCCUGA